GCUCCAGCAUCCCCGCGACCAGAGCAGGAUAAGGAUGGAUGGAUGGAUGGAUGGAUAAACAGACAUGAAAAAAGAAAGCAACAUCUGAUUUAGUCGAUCUGCGAGUGAAGUUUAACACUAAAACACAGAAAUCACACCGAGACACUGGGAGGAAGGUUUACGUAACAUUGGAAACAUAUCUACAAUGUGGUGGAGACACCGGGGUUGUUGAAAAGGGCAGAUGCGCAAAAAUAUGGCAGUCCGAUUACUGAUUCAUGUUUGGCUCCGUGCGAUCAUGAGUUUGGUUUAAUCGGCUCUACGCCCGCACGUACGGUUCGGUUCGCUCUCCGUGUCGUUUGAAGCCCCCGCCUGCGUCCUGUGCUCAGCGCUCUUUGGACGGCCUUGAAACGUGACGGUGGCGAUGCGCAGCGCGCGUUGUGGCGGCUUCUGUACUCGGAGCGUGUGGUGUAUAUUAAUACGGCGUUUCGGGCGUACCACAUGUCAUUUGGGAUUUUACGAAAAGGAAAUUGUUCACAGUGACGGUGUUAAGGUUUUUCAAACAGAAUGGCUACUUUUCAUCGUUGGAAGCAGUGCAGCGCCGUAGCCAUUUGCGUUUCUCACCUCCAUACAAGUAGAUGUGUGUCUGCCAGGGAACACUACAAAAUGCUUGUGCUUGGGGGAGGAAGUGGCGGAAUAGCAAUGAGCGCAAGAAUGAAGAAAAAGAUGGGGAAAGAGAACGUGGCUGUUGUGGAGCCCAGCGAGAUGCACUACUAUCAGCCAAUAUGGACACUGGUUGGUGCUGGGGCAAAAAGUAUGGGGUCAUCUGGUCGUCCUACAUCCAGUGUUGUGCCGUCUGGAGUUAAGUGGGUUAAAUCUAAAGUUCAGGAGAUAAACCCAGACACAAACACUGUCCGCACAGAAAACGGAAUGGAGAUCUCUUAUGAAUACCUGAUUGUGGCUCUGGGUCUACAACUCCAUUAUGAGAAGAUCAAAGGUCUGCCAGAAGGAUUCGAAUGUCCAAAAAUUGGAUCGAAUUACUCAGUCCAAACUGUGGAGAAAACAUGGGCAGCGUUGCAAAACUUCACAGAGGGCAAUGCUGUGUUCUCGUUCCCAAACACUCCUGUGAAAUGUGCUGGAGCGCCACAAAAGAUAAUGUACCUCACAGAUGCUUUUCUCAGAAAGACAGGGAAAAGAGCAAAGGCCAAUAUAAUUUACAACACAUCACUACCAGUGCUGUUUGGGAUCAAGAAGUAUGCUGACUCGUUGUGGGAUAUAGUGAAGAGUCGUGACCUUCAGGUGAAUCUCAGGCACAACCUCAUUGAAGUUCGGGCCGAGAAGCAGGAAGCAGUGUUUGAAAAUCUUGAUAAUCCCGGGGAAACCAAAGUGUUCAAGUAUGAUAUGCUUCACGUCACACCACCAAUGGGAUCAAAUUUGGUGAUUAAAGACAGUCCAUUGGCUGAUGACGCUGGCUGGCUAGAUGUCAACAAAGAGACCCUUCAGCAUAACAAAUAUCCAAAUGUGUUUGGAAUUGGAGACUGCACCAACCUGCCUACAGCUAAAACAGCUGCUGCUGUAGCUGCACAGUCUGCUAUCUUAGACAGAACCAUCAGCAAAAUAUUGAAAAAUGACAAGCCAGAUAAAAAGUAUGAUGGCUACACAUCAUGCCCUUUGGUUACAAGCUAUAGUACAGUUGUGUUGGCUGAGUUUGAUUACAAUGGACAGCCACUGGAGACAUUCCCCAUUGACCAAAGCAAGGAAAGAAGAAUCAUGUACCACAUGAAGGCUGACCUGAUGCCUCACAUCUAUUGGCAUGGGCUUCUCAAGGGCCUAUGGGGUGGACCGGGACCAUACAGGAAACUCAUGCAUCUUGGAAUGAAGUAAAAAGCUAACAAAAAUGUUCAAAAUAGGAAUUAUGACCUUAAACACCAUCUUCUACUAGUUUCUUUUUUUUUUACAACUGGUUCCACGCAUUUCUGAAUACUGAGUUCACAUAUUAAAAACGAAUCUAUGUGGACUCAGCUGUGGAUAUUUUUUCAUUGCUUUGACACAAAAUUCCUUCAAUAACCACAUUUUUCAACAUUCUGCAAUUCUUUUCUGACUCAAAUUCAAUUGCCUGGAAAACUCUUACGUGUCUACUGCCCAUUUUGCUCAUGCUUACAAUGACAAUAUCGGCAAAAGAAUUUGACCCGUCACAGCUGAUUCCCAUUUUAGCUGAAGACAUACCCAGGUGUUUUGUUUCCAAUUUCAUUGCCAUCUAUACAUACGGGGACAUCUAUGGAAUAAUUCAUUUCAUAUUAACAUGGACCCAGCCAGAGAUGGAGAAGUGGCUGACAGAGGAUGAAGAAUGGCCAGCAGAGGGAGGGGAGUACAUACAGUGCACCCGGAAAGUAUUCACACCCCUUCACUUUC
Molecule: messenger RNA, 2388 nt
Organism: Lampris incognitus (smalleye Pacific opah)
Lineage: Eukaryota; Metazoa; Chordata; Actinopteri; Lampriformes; Lampridae
Gene: sqor
Product: sulfide quinone oxidoreductase
Exons: 10
Coding region: 544-1860 (438 amino acids)
Cellular component (GO): mitochondrion
Molecular function (GO): FAD binding; sulfide:quinone oxidoreductase activity
Source: RefSeq, a predicted model, not a curated record